GUUCUAUGAUUUCUUAAGGAGAGGGGGUGAUAAAGAAGAAGAUGACACGGGAGAGGACUUCAAUGGACAUUCGAGGGUCGACUCCACAUUUCUGGAUGAACAUGGAAUUAUGCCGGUGGCGGACGUGAACGAGAACUACACUUCUCCAAUCAUCUGUGACGAUGAACAACCCGGAGAAGAAACAGAACAGGCGUCAACGACAGAAAAUAUGGAAAGAGUGUCGUUUUGGGAUAUCGUUUUAGAUCCUGAUGGCAACAUUGCUUACUACUGGAUGGGUUUAGUAACCUUGACGGUGCUGUACAAUCUAGCAAUUAUCAUUCUCCGACUCACCUUCACAGAUAUGGCCGCUUAUUGGGCGUACCUAUUCCUCCUUUGUGAUACUGCAUCUGAUGCUGUCUACAUUCUUGAUGUAUUCGUUCAGUUCAGAGUGGCCUAUUACUACGACGGCUGUCUGGAAGUGGACCCAAGGAAACUCUGUCUGAAUUACAGAAGUCAAGGCAGAUUCCUAGCUGAUAUGCUAUCUAUACUACCGUCACAAAGCAUUGCGAGUUUCUGUAUAGGUUGUCUACGUUACCUUUUCGCCCAUGUUGAGUUUCUUUACCUCAGUAGCAUCUACAUUCCUAUUUUACGUCUACCUCGACUAGUGAAAACCUACAUUGUUGUCAGAUUUUUCGAAGUAACAGACAGUCGGACAAGUACCCCCAAUCGAAUACGUGCCAUAAAACUAUCUCUCUACCUCUGGUUGGUUAUACAUUGGGUGGGAUGUGUUUACUACAUGUUGUCGGAGUUUGAAGGAAGGGGAAGCAAUGAAUGGGUUUACCCUAGCGGGGAGGAGUUUGAUUCCUUUUCCAGGAAAUAUAUUCGUUGUCUCUACUGGUCGAUGUUAAUUUUAACCACUAUUGGUGAGCGUCCGUCGCCCUGCACUGAUUUAGAAUACGUAUUUACGGGUAUGACGUUCGUGAUUGGAGUGUUUGUAUUCGCUGCUGUGGUUGGCAAUGUUGGUGACGUCAUCAGCAAUAUGAAUGCAUCUCGACAAGAUUUCCAAGCAAGAAUGGACCAGAUUAAAUUUUACAUGAACCACCGAAACGUGCCCGCAUCUCUGCAGAACCGCGUCAAGCGAUGGGCGGAGUACUCAUGGACUCGUACUCAAGCCAUAGAUGAACCUCACCUGUUGCAGCUUCUACCAGAGAGACUGAGGACAGAAAUUGCAAUACAAGUUCAUCUCGAAACAUUGAAAAAGGUGAAGCUGUUUGAAGAAUGUGAGGAGGGACUGUUGCGAGAACUCGUCCUGAAGCUAAAGCCGCAGACUUUCUCUCCAAAUGACUUUAUCUGUCGGAAAGGAGAAAUAGGAAGAGAAAUGUUUAUCAUAAAUCAUGGACAAGUUGAAAUUUUAGUACCCAGACGUGAAGAUGGAAGAAAAAUAGUUGUGUCUACGUUGGUCACUGGAAAUUAUUUCGGCGAGAUCAGCUUAUUAAAACUGGACGAUGGACACAAUAGGAGAACAGCGGACGUGCGUUCCUUGGGAUACUCCGAAUUGUUGUGCUUGUCCAGAAAAGACCUCAUUGCAGCAUUAACUGAGUAUCCAAACGCUAAAAGAAUUCUGGAGAAAAGUGCCAGAGAAAGAAUGUUGAAAACCAAAACAGUCACUAAACUCAAGGAGACUAUAGGACAAGACUCUAAACGAUCGGUCAGGAAGGACAAAUCCCGACCGAGAAGGGACCUCCAUGACAUAGUGAAGACUCCCGAGUUUAAGAGUUUACUGACGAAGCAAGUUCCUGAAAUGGAUGACUUACGGAAAGUAGUUGCAGAUUUGAAAGAACUUGGAGAUAAAAUUUCAAAGCUACAAGGUGAAAAGGAUCGCGAUAAGAUAAUAAAGUCUCUGAAAAGGAAGCUUGGACAAAGUGAGAAAGAGUUGAAGGAAGCACGUGGCAGAAUAGCCUACCUCGAGUCGUCCUUAAAACUUCAGCAGCAGAGGACAUGCCCUUGUGAUGACGAAUUCUGUAUUUCGCCAACAAAUCAAAAUCGAAACUCGAGUUUGCUAAUCGAGUCUAGGAAGACAAAAAAGAAUGCUUGUUCUCUGGAAAUCCUUCCAACUCAGGACAACAGGGGGCAUACCGGUAAAAGACCUACAAGAGGUCAGAUAUCGACAGGGGUUCGAACACUUCCUCCAAGUUACAGGGUACCGCGCAGUACAGAACUUCCGGUAUUGUCUUUAUUUCCAAUAAAACCACGAAGGAGUAUUUCUGAAUCUCGUCAGCAAAAGGGAUCAGAACAAGCUAUUGAAGCGACUUCUGCAGGAAGAUCUAAAGACAUGUCUGAUCAUAUCAGAACUAGUAGCGGGUAUUCAAGUGAUACGGAAACCAUGACAGUGUUACGUCACACAAACAGACAAUUGACGGAUAUCAGACCUUGGCUGGAGUCUCUCAGUGACCAAAGUGAAAAUAUUCCAAUUAGUACCUCAAAUUGUGAAAGUGAGAGCUCCAGUUGUGAGUGCUCAGAUGACGAAGAGGCAUUCGUCUCUCGAGAAUCACGUGGGGUCAUCUCUAUGACAGAAAACAUGCAAAAAUCACCGAAUACACAAAGGGAGAGUUUAGCAACAAUCAAUAUCCAGAGUUCGAGUGACAAAAGAAAGUCAAUUACCCUUCGUAUGAGAGAGACACGAGUUUAAAUUGUAUACAUCAACUUAAUCUAAAAUUUGUUAUGGAAAUAAAAGAUGUUUUACUUUA
Molecule: messenger RNA, 2726 nt
Organism: Ostrea edulis (European flat oyster)
Lineage: Eukaryota; Metazoa; Mollusca; Bivalvia; Ostreida; Ostreidae
Product: cyclic nucleotide-gated channel rod photoreceptor subunit alpha-like
Exons: 24
Coding region: 110-2668 (852 amino acids)
Biological process (GO): potassium ion transport; transmembrane transport
Cellular component (GO): membrane
Molecular function (GO): protein-containing complex binding; voltage-gated potassium channel activity
Source: RefSeq, a predicted model, not a curated record